Mugil cephalus (flathead mullet) is the source of this 3711-nucleotide messenger RNA. Its product is annotated as NACHT, LRR and PYD domains-containing protein 3-like. The transcript is spliced from 6 exons. Lineage: Eukaryota; Metazoa; Chordata; Actinopteri; Mugiliformes; Mugilidae. Bases 215 to 2884 code for a protein of 889 amino acids. The record is from RefSeq and is a predicted model, not a curated record. Gene Ontology annotation, biological process: regulation of apoptotic process.
GUAAAAAUGCAAUAGGUCUACACGAAUAGUGGGAGGCUGCACCAGAGGAACAAGACUUUCGACAUUAUUGUGACAGCUGCCUCCACACACUCUGUCAAACGCACUUCCCCUUUUCGUGUUUUAAAUACAGUCCACACAUUCUGUCUCAUUUCUGGAGGAGAGACAUGCAUUCACAAAAUGUGUCCAGGCUCCGGGCUCUACAGCAUGAAUCUGGAUGCUACGAUUCCAACUGGCGCUACCAGCCGACAAUAAUGCGCCUCUCCCGGUUUGUCCUGAGAAUCGUUUUGGAUUAAUAAUGGUGGAAAAGGACCUUUGUAAUUCGUGUUUGAUAGCAGUGAGGGUACUGCGGGUCUCCCUCGUGGAUGAACUAGAGGGACAGAUCGAGUCCCUCGUGGACGUCUUAGUAAGUCGGGAGGUGUUCACUCGGGAUGAUCGCGAGGAAGUGUUGUGUCAGCCGGGGCCGAGGGCAAGAGUGAGAAAGGUGUUGGAUAUUGUGGAGUGCAAAGGUGAGGAAGCAGCCAAGAUUUUUUUCUCUGUUAGAAAUCUUCACCAGGCCUCCCGAGGACUGGGUAAAGAUCGGCAUCAGUCCACAGAUUACAACAAAGUGAAACAAAAACACAAAGACGUCCUCAGGCGUAGGAGCGAGAGCAUGCUUUUCUACAACACUCGACACGGAGAGAAAAUCCUUUUUUCUGAACAUUACGUCAACCUCCUGUUAGUAGACGGACACCAGGGCAUAGAGAGCAAAAGACAUGAGGUGUUGACCUUUGGACAAAAGCGACUAUGUUUGCAGCAGAAGUCAACGCACAUGCACAGGAAAAUCUCGCCGAAGGAAUUGUUUGCUAGCGCGAGUGGAAACCGCCCUGUCAAGAAAGUUCUGGUGACAGGGGCCGCUGGUAUCGGAAAAACCAUCCUGGUGCAGAAGAUGCUGUUCGACUUUGGCAGAAACAAAGACUACUUUUCAUUUGACUUCGUCAUCCACAUGACUUUCAGAGACCUGAAUCUGAUUGACGAACCUACAAACUUUCGGGAGCUGGUCUUACGUAAAAACAGACACCUUGCUAAAGAACUAGAUAACAUCUUAGGUAACGACGACAAGCUGCUCAUUAUCCUGGACGGGUUUGACGAGUUCAGACACUACAGAAGCUGUGACGUGGACGUGUUUGUGACGGAGCCGGAUGAAGAUGCAGAGGUGAAGGAGGUUUUUGGGAGCUUAAUGCAGGGCGAGCUGCUGCCCAACGCUUUUGUCAUGGUCACAAGCCGGCCUGCGGCCAUCAGCCACAUCCCUGUGGGCUGCAUCGACCGCUUUGUGCUCAUCGCCGGCUUCUCCCUGGCUGAAGUUCAAGACUUCUUUUUUCGUUAUUUCCAAGACGCGGCGCUUGCCGACCGCAUGUUCAUGUUGGUAUCAGAAAAUGAACUGAUGCUCACGCUCUGCUACAUACCUGCAUUUUGCUACAUCAUGUGCUGUAUCCUCAAAGAAAACAAUGAUUUCUGCAGAGAAAGCCCCAAGACCAUGACUGACAUUUACGUGCAGUAUCUGGUGGCCUUGCUACGUUCUCACACCCAAGGAAGAGCUGAAACCUUUCUUCAGGGCCAAGGAUCGGGGACUGUCCAGCAGUUGUCUGAUAUUGUGCUGAAGCUGGGUCGACUAGCAUUCCAAAAGCUAAUGGAGCAUCAAACACUAUUCUAUAGCAGUGACCAAGAUGUUGCAGCAUUAGAGGGAUGCAGCCUCGUUAGUACCUUCCUUGACAAGACACUUGCACAAGAGCCCGGCUGCACCGAAGAGAUUUUCUCCUUUGCUCACCUUACUGUUCAAGAGUUCUUUGCUGCAUUGUACUGUGCAGCGUCAGAUCACCCGUUGCCCGUUGGACUUGAGGACACGGUGAGUCUUGGACAGGCCGCAAACAAUGGGCACUUGGAUCUUUUCAACCGCUUCCUGUCUGGGAUCCUCUCUGAGCGCAAUGCUAGCUUUCUGUCAAGGCAGGUGGGGCUGUGUUGCCAGAAAGAAAAAGUGGACACCUAUCGUCGCAAAAUCGUAACAGAACUUACAACGCUCUGUGAAAAUGGAGCCCACAUGCUGAACUAUUUACACUGCCUGUUUGAACAACAGGACCCCUCUUUAGUGCUGGCUGUGCAACCAAAGACACUACGAGUUAAUGUCUGUGAUGAAACGCUCUCUCAAAUGGACUACAAUGUUAUCAAGCACUUCUUAAACCUCACAAAAGGCAAAAUAAAGGAGCUGGAUCUUACAGGGACUGGAGUCACCUAUGAGGCACUGAGAGAUCUUCAGCCACUACUGCUCAGAUGUGAGAGUCUUUGGCUUGGCGAAAACAACCUUGAUAUGGAAACAGUCCAGGUGCUUUCCGAUGUCCUGCAAGUAUCCGAAAGCAUCACUCAUUUAGGAGUUGGCUGGUCAGACAUCGGUGACGAUGAACUGGUGGCUCUUAGUUGCGCCAUACGGGUGAAAAAAAAGCUUAAAGAAUUGUGGAUGGAAGGGAAUCGUGUUAGCUACAGAGGUCUCCUCUCACUCAGUGACUUGACCCCAGACCCUCUGAGAAAAGUUGUGGCCGUAUGGAAUGACUUAACUGAUGCAGAGCCAGUGACAGUGAGCACCCAAGACAGCAUUACUGUGAAUUUCACAGACGACAAUAUGUGGGAAGCGUGGGGGGAGUGGGUAUUUAAAAGGUGUGAGCUCAGCAGCAAUGAGAAGUUACUGACGGUACUCCACAAAGUUUGCAACAUAUCAGCCUGCUUGGAAGCCGAAUGGGUGAUGACCUUCUACCGUCAACUAGCACAACUGAUCAAGAGCAGGAUUGAGUGCUGCACCGAGGACGACAUGUGCAAGAAGCUCAGAAAGUUUGAGAGAAUUCUGAAACUAUGGUGAAGCUUACACCAGCCUUGAGUUAUAAGCUGUAGAUGGUAUGUCUAUUUUGAUGCUGACAAUACUAAAACUUGAUUAAUUUAUUAACGCACAAAUGUAAUAUACUGAGAUUCACUCAAAUAAACAGUUUGUGUGGAUGUUUGGAAUGAAUGUGUUAUGAACUUGAACUGCACUUUGUUCCUUUCUUCAUGGUUAAACACGAUGCGCUGUAAAAGUGGUUUUGUGACGUUUGAGAACUGCAACACGCUUUCUCCCUCAGAUCAAAAGCAAAACUUUGAUGGCCCGUACGGGGAUCGAACCCGCGACCUUGGCGUUAUUAGCACCACGCUCUAACCAACUGAGCUAACCGGCCACGUUACGUCGCCUCGUUCUGGCGAUUCAGGCUCAUGUCGGUGAUAUCAUUAUCAUAUCUAUCACUGUUAUGGUUUUCAAAGAGAUAUUAAAAUAUAUUUUCCAUUUAAUUUCCACGAAUUGCGACAGAAAGACAAAGCUUUCAGACAGCCGUGUUUCCACCCUUCCAGAUAAAAUGUCAAACCACGUCAUAAAAAAAAGGAAUCAUGCUGAAACCCUUUUUAAGCAGCGGUCUACAAAUAACAAUUCAGACUACCUAUUUAAAACUGUUAUUUAUGCAAGUACGUCUUCUACCGAUGUAUGUUACUUUACCUUUGAAUAACCAAACACUUUUGUCAUGGGCGUUGUAUUCCGUUAUUAUUUUUAUUAUUAUUAUUUUAUUUAAAUUUUUUUUAUUUUUUUUACAUUUUUUAAAUGUAAGUGAUUGUAUGUAUUGUAACUGCCGCACAAAUGUGAAUGUGAAUAAAACGUGGAAACCA